CAAUGAAGAAGUACGUCUAAUAUAAUGAUGCCAGAAAUCAUAUUUACCUUCAAACUUUAUUCCACAGUUCCAAUCCAAACAAAAAUCGUACUACUAUCUCCUUGACUUUCGGACCCCACAUUUCGUUUCCGUGUGUUUUGUGCAGUCUCUCUCUCUCUCUCUAUAUUCAGUAGAGAGGUGUGAGAGAGAGUGAGAGGUGUUUCGAGAAUGAAAAUUGGCUGCAAUGUUGUGAAAGACUGAAAGAAAGAAAAGGAGAGUAGGUGAGGUUUCUUUGGGAUCUUUUAGCAUUUGGGUACCUUCUGUCUCUUCAUAGUCUUUAGUCAGUUUAAUAUGAUAGCGUUGGUGCAUUUUCUCCCACAAGAUUUUUGCUAUAUUGGGUAUACAUUGAUAAAGUCUUAGGUGUUGCUUGAAUCACACUUUGUUUCCAUAAAAUUUUAAUAGAUUAUCGUUUACUUCUGAGUUUUCUCAACUGGGAUUUUGCUCAAGCACUUCGUGAUCUGGGCUUUGCUUUUGGAACUCAUAUCUCAUCUGGGUUUUGCAUGUAGAAGUUACUGGUAAUAUGGGUUAUGCCCAAAAUCUGUUUGGUCAUCUGGGUUUUUUUGUUGCUGGGGUCGAGCUCUAUGAACUCGGAGUGGGGUCUGGUUGGUAAAGUUUAGUGAUUUAAAAACUUUCUUCAAUUUCAAGUUUUGAAACCUGGGUUGGCGAAAGACUGGAAAUUGGUCACUGUUUUUGGCUUUUAGACAUAGACCUAUGUGGAUUUUGUGAAAAUUUUCAUGAGUGAUUUUGAUAUAUGAGAGAUAUCUAGCUAGAGCAUUUCAUCAGUAUAUUUGAUUAAUGACUAGAUGGCAACCACAUCACCAUCACCAGGUUCAUCUCCCUCAGCUGUGCCACCAUCUACUACUACAACUACAACUUCACCAUCCAAUUCACCACCACCACCACCACCACAGCCAUCCCCCAUCACCAGUCCACCACCACAAACCUCGUCUCCCCCUCCUAUAAUUUCCCAAUCUCCUAAGACCAGUGCUACUGAAAUUCCUCCAACUUCAUCCCCACCACCUCAAUCCCCUCCUGCUGUUCCAACAGCUCCUCCUCCGGCUCCAUCCUCCCUACCACCCAUUCCUCCUUUGGGAACUUCACCACCAGUGUCACCUCCUCCUCCUCCUCCUCCAUCCAAACCACCUACAUCACCACCACCUCUAUCAUCCAAUGUUCCUCCUCCGCCGCCCUCUAAUUCUCCUCCUCCACCAUCAAAUCCAACAAAAGGCUCACCGCCUCCUUCUCCACCACCUAGUCCACCACUGAACUCACCUACACCUAAGAAUUCACCUCCACCACCACCGCCUAAGUCCCCUGAAAGUCCACCACCGCCACCAACUAAUCCGCCUGAAAGUCCACCCCCAACACCAGCACUGGCACCACCCCAAAGUUCACCUCCACCACCGUUACCAAAGUCUCCUAAAAGUCCACCGCCACCACCAUCUAAGACACCUGGAAAAUCACCCUCUCCACCCCAAAGUUCACCUCCACCACCAGCAUCUUCACCACACCAAAGUUCACCUCCACCAUUAGCACCAACCCCUCCUGAAAAAUUACCUCCACCACCAGCAUCUUUACCACACCAAAGUUCACCUCCACCAUUAGCACCAACCCCUCCUGAAAAUUUACCUCCACCACCACCAUCACUUUCUCCCAAGAAUGCAUCUUUACCUCCUAAGAGUACCCCACCUGUUUCUAAAUCAGUACCACCUUCUAAUUCUCCUCCAAAGUCAUCAUCUCCAGCACCCAUCUCGGCACCACUUCCACCAUCUCCUGCGAGCAAUACUAUUAGUCCUAGUACACCUGAAAGCUCAAGCUCCACUGGUAGUGGGGCGAUUGGUACUGCAGCUGUGAUAGCUAUUGUUGUAGUGACAGUAGUCAUACUGCUUAGCCUCAUUGGAGUUGCUGUUUGGUGCAUGAGGAAGCGAAGAAAAAAAUAUUCUGGACUUGGUGGUUAUGUCAUGCCGUCCCCUUAUGCCUCUUCCCCAAAAUCAGAUUCAUCCAUUACAAAGACGAAUUCCUCUGCUCCCCUUGUUCAUAAUGGUUCUGGAAGCAAUCUUGUGUAUUCUCCACCAGAACCAGGUGGAUUAGGCAAUUCAAGGUCAUGGUUUACAUAUGAAGAACUAGUCAAAGCCACAAAUAGGUUUUCAGAUGAGAAUCUUCUGGGUGAAGGUGGAUUUGGUUCGGUGUAUAAGGGAUACCUACCAGAUGGAAGAGAGGUAGCAGUAAAGCAGCUAAAAAUUGGUGGUGGUCAGGGUGAGCGAGAAUUUAAAGCUGAAGUUGAGAUUAUUAGUCGCAUACACCACCGGCAUUUGGUUUCAUUAGUGGGCUACUGCAUUUCUGAUAACCGAAGGCUGCUUGUCUAUGACUAUGUCCCUAACAAUACCCUGUAUUUCCAUCUUCAUGGUGAAGGUAGGCCAGUUCUGGACUGGGCAACACGUGUUAAGGUUGCUGCUGGUGCAGCUCGUGGAUUGGCUUAUCUCCAUGAAGACUGCCAUCCUCGAAUUAUUCACAGGGAUAUCAAGUCUUCGAACAUUCUUUUAGACAGCAACUUUGAAGCUCGGGUUUCAGACUUCGGACUAGCAAAAUUAGCUCUUGAUGCAAAUACACAUAUAACCACACGUGUUAUGGGAACUUUUGGAUAUAUGGCUCCUGAAUAUGCAUCAAGUGGCAAAUUGACUGAUAAAUCUGAUGUAUACUCCUUUGGAGUGGUGCUUCUGGAACUAAUUACUGGAAGGAAGCCUGUGGAUACAUCCCAACCCUUGGGAGAUGAGAGUCUAGUUGAAUGGGCUCGACCUUUGCUGAGUAGUGCACUUGACAAUGAAGAAUUCAUAGAUUUGGCAGAUCCAAGGCUUGAAAUGAACUAUGUUGAGAGUGAAAUGUUCCAUAUGAUUCAGGUAUCUGCUGCUUGUGUGCGACAUUCAGCUGCCAAGAGGCCACGAAUGGGACAGGUUGUUAGAGCUUUUGAUGGUUUAGCUACUUCUGAUCUAACCAAUGGAAUGAGAGUGGGAGAAAGCGAGGUAUUUAACUCUGCACAACAGUCUGCAGAAAUCAGAUUGUUUCGGAGAAUGGCAUUUGGUAGUCAAGAAUACAGUACAGAUUUUUUUAGCCAGAUUAGCUUGAAUAGUCAAGAGGCCAUGGUAAAAACUGGGAGGGAAGAUUUAAUAUGAACCAGGAGGGUUUUCCAAGCAGAGUUGGAGCCUGUUCAAGUUAAUUUAAUUACAGAGUUUGGCCCAGCUGAGAUUUACUUAUAUGUGUCUGUUUAUCAAAGAGGUCACAUCAGCCUGAGAGAUUGAAGUACAAACCCUUGAUUUUGUAACUAGGUUCCAUUUUAGCUCCACAGAUGCUUUUGGUGCUUUUGUACUAAAAAAAUUUUGGUUCCUGUAAUUAGCAAAAGAAAUAUUUGUUUCCACCAAUAUAAAUGGUGGUGUUAAUAAAAGCUAUUUUUCAGUUCUGUUACAAA
Messenger RNA from Quercus robur (English oak), 3502 nucleotides. Its product is annotated as proline-rich receptor-like protein kinase PERK9. The transcript has 8 exons. The record is from RefSeq and is a predicted model, not a curated record. Gene Ontology annotation, biological process: protein phosphorylation. Gene Ontology annotation, molecular function: protein kinase activity; ATP binding. Lineage: Eukaryota; Viridiplantae; Streptophyta; Magnoliopsida; Fagales; Fagaceae. The coding region runs from base 843 to 3209 and encodes 788 amino acids.